Messenger RNA from Plectropomus leopardus (leopard coralgrouper), 4700 nucleotides. RefSeq names its product ankyrin repeat domain 13A (gene ankrd13a). Gene Ontology annotation, molecular function: protein binding. Lineage: Eukaryota; Metazoa; Chordata; Actinopteri; Perciformes; Serranidae. Gene Ontology annotation, cellular component: cytoplasm. The record is from RefSeq and is a predicted model, not a curated record.
AUUUCUGUCGUGCAUUUACCAAAGAAAUAAUCGUUUUCACAUAUAAAUUCAUUGCAAUUUUGAGGGGUGAGGAAAUCAGUCUUAAUUACACUGUAGUAAUUAGAUUGUGAGUCAAUUUCUAUUUAGGACACCCCUGUCAUUACUGAGUACUGCUCCUGGCACUUCCUUGUUCAAAAGUUUUAUUUAGGGGAAGGCUUGGUGAAAAGUUGGACACCGGUUUAGAUAUCUCGACGUUGUUUUGUCCCACAUCAAGGGCAUGGAUCGUAUUUAUCAUACGUUUUGUUAUAACUAGCGUGUAGCUUUCGCAGUUUUCCCCAUGGCUGUGAUUAUUGGAAGCAGGCUAACGUUGCAGUGAGCGGCUCCAUAAAGAGGAAGAUGUCCUCGGCUAACGUUAGCGAAGACAUCCGAGGGAAGUUUCCCCUGCAUGCAGCAGUGUGGGAGAAUGACUACAGGACGCUGGAGCAAGAAAUAACGUUACCACAGAAUGACAUCGAGGCUGUGGAUCCCAGGGGUCGGACACCUCUGCACCUGGCUGUGUCGCUCGGGCACCUGGAGUCCGUAAGAGUCCUUCUGAGACACGGUGCUGCAGUGACGAAAGAAAACAGCAUGAAUUGGACAGUGCUGCAGGAGGCAGUAAGCACCGGAGAUCCAGAGAUGGUUCAGUUAGUGCUUCAACGCAGAGACUACCUCAAAGCCUCCACUGCUCUGGGAGGAGUGCCUGAACUGCUGUCAAAGAUCCGAGAGUCUCCAGACUUUUAUAUGGAAAUGAAGUGGGAAUUCACCAGUUGGAUCCCUCUUCUGUCCCGGGUUUGUCCAAGUGAUGUUUGUCGCAUUUGGAAAAGUGGCGCGAGCCUGCGAGUGGAUGCCACUCUUCUCGGCUUUGAAAACAUGACGUGGAUCAGGGGGCGCAGAAGCUACAUCUUCAGAGGAGACGAUUCAUGUGCAGAGUUGAUGGAAGUUAACCAUGACGAUGAAGUCGUGGACACUGAACGCUUCAACAUAUCUCAAGAAAUGGAGGACGUCACGCUCGAGUCAAUGCAACCAGCUGAACAGGAAGUUGCCAAAAGGUUGACCACUCCUAUUGUCAACACCUACUUGGACACCAAGGAUAUCGCUUUUGAGAGGAAUAAGUCGGGGAUUUGGGGCUGGAGAGCCGACAAAACUGAAGUGGUCAACGGAUUUGAAGCAAAGGUUUUUAGUGUGAACAAUGUAAAUGUGGUAAUCAGAACGAGGACAGAACAUCUUACAGACGAGGAGAAAGCCAGGAUAAAAAGUGAAAGGAACAUCUUGGAGUCUUUGCUUGGGACUGUGGAGCAGCACAUCAGUGCACAAGGGGACCUGACUCUUGAGUAUGCAACUGCCACCAAUCCCACUGCCAUCACUCCAGAGGAAUACUUUGAUCCUGACUUUGACCUGGGGAACAGAGACAUCGGCCGACCCAUUGAGCUGAGCAUUCGAACACAGAAGUUCAAAGGUACUCUGUGGAUGAGCGAGGAACAUCCUUUGUCGCUGGUGGAGCAGGUGACCCCAAUUAUCGACCUCAUGGCUCGGACCAGUUCCCAUUUUGCCCGGCUACGAGACUUCGUAACCCUGAAGUUUCCUCCUGGAUUCCCUGUUAAAAUAGAGAUUCCCCUUUUUCAUGUGUUGAAUGCCAGGAUUACAUUUGGUAAUGUCAAUAAAUGCAGUACUGAAGAGGAGGCGAAAACAACACCAGCAGCCACACCAACAUCCUCUGGAGAAGAUGAGGAAGCUUCAGCGCCGCCUCUGUUUCAGGUGUGUCCUUCAGUGUUUGAGGUGCCUCACAGUUACCACCGCCGAGGAGGGAGCCGACACACACCGAUGUCCAAUAAUGAUGAGGAGCUUUUGCAGUACGCCAUCCAUCAGAGUCUCCUGGAGUCUCGCAGAGUCCCGGGCCAGGAGGGGAUUUGGGAUGAUGCUGAUGGGGAAUUCACUGAUGUAAUGCCCAGCAGCCAGAGUGACAGGAGUAUCCCAGAGGGGGUGCUGGUGGAUUAUGGAGACACCCCCAGCUCUGUCAGCUCGCCCUCUGCCUCAAGCCCCGACUCAGAGCUCCGCCUGGCCAUGGAGCUCUCUGCACGGGCGCAGGAGGAAGAGGAAAGGUUGAGGAAGCAGGAGGAAGAGGAACUAGAGAGGAUCUUGCAGCUAUCACUCACCGAGAAGUAAAAGGAAUAAGAGGGAAUAAUAAUAAUACAACUUUUCCAGAUCCAGAAGCAACCACCACACCUCAAUUUUCCUUCCUAACCACUCUAGUCAUCUAUGCAACCGCAGGUUUCUUUCUGUAGCAGAUCAUUCUUGCACAGGCAAUAUCAGACUCUCGCCAUCCGAUAUUUUCCAAAAGGUAUUUUUGGUAAGAGCAUACUCCUUUAUAUAUAUAUAUUUCUAUCUCAGCAUAGCGUGUCUCCAUCCUCAAGCUUAUUUCAUGGACUUUUUCAGAAAAUUUUGGGUCGGUUCUACUUUUUAUUUAUUUUCUAUUCAAAUCAGAGUCACAGCAGCAGCAGCAGCAGUAACCCACAUGUGUCGAUCACAUUGUCCAGAGGGAGUUCAAAUCAGUGUAAUUAAGGUUCUAUUAACAAAAUGACAGCUCAAGGGGACUUUGUGUAGUGCUGCCACUUCAGUAUGUUUCAACCGGAACCUAUUUUUCCUUAUUUUUUGGUCUAAGUGGCUAAUGGAGGGAAAAACCUUUCAAAUCGGUCCAGUUUUGAGAGAGAGAGAGUAGGCUGCUGCUGGCGGUAACAUAAAAAGCUGCAAUGUGAAGACUAGGGGCAUUUAUGCAGUCAAUUUACGUCCACUAAAAGUGCUUGUUUUUCCACUGAUAGAUUCAGAUUGUUAAGUGUCUGACAGCAUCACAAAAAAGACCCCAACAAGAAAUGAACCUUUUUUUUCUUAAUCUUUCACUGGUCUGUUUGUUGUGUGUAACCAAGUCUCACUCAAGGAGAAGUCUCGUUCUGAAAUCUCUUGAGAGGUGACUUGUUUCAGGAAAGCUGUGGUGGAAAUCUUAUUGAGAUUUGGAGAAAGAAGUUCCAGGAAGGGUUUGUUGUGUUGAAAUACAGAAAACUUGGCUUAUAUAUAGCAAAUUAUUACAAUGUGGAAAAGUCUGCGAGAUUCCAUGAUGAGAGUUCUCCUUGAGCAAAACAUCUUUACACACACUAACAAACAGACCAGAUCUGUAAAAAGGCAAGGAAAAAUAUAUCUUUUUUUUGUAGGGUCCCAUCCAUACUGUUGCCAGACUCUUAUAUAGUCUGCACCUGUCAGUGGCAAAAACAAGAACUUUAAAUAGAUGAAACUGACAGUGCACAAAUGGCCUGAGUGGUUACAUUGCAGCCCUACUUUACUGCUGCAGCUAGAGCACUCUCGCUCAAUACUGGGCCAGUUUCAAAAAUUGCCAUUGCCAUUAGUCACCAAGAUAUAAAAACAUGGGAAAACAGGGUCCAAGUUGAAUAAUACCAAAAUUUCUCAUAAAGUUCCAGGGCACUGUUGUUUCUGUAGUCUUUACAUGGCUUGAAUUAAAACCAAUCGGCACAAUAGAAAGCUACGAGUGCUGUGGACCUAAAGGGACAUUCAAGUGUUUUCACUGUGAAGUCUUCCCCCAGAGUCACUUUGUUGAGGACCACAGGCUCACUGAAAAACAAAAAUCUCAGGGUUCCAAUUUUACACAUUUUCCCUUUAUUUUGGAAUUUGUGAACCUGUCAAAAAUUGUAGCCUGGUAAAUGUUGUUGUUUUUUUUUGUGCGAAAUGGUAUCAGUCAUGCAUAUCUGCCAUAUCAAUAUUACUACAGAAAGUUGAGUUAAUUGAGUCAUAAAUUCAUAAGUCCAUUUUCUUGUACUUUGUGAAUGGACACUCUUUAAAUGGGUAAACAGAGGUAUUAGAGAAACCCUAAAUCAGCUGCAUGGUAACAAAAUAUCUUGCUGCAACAAGGAUGGGGGCCCGGCCUGAUUUUUCUUGAACAUUUUCUCAGAUUUCAUGUUGAGAAAGGACAUAUUUUUGUUAAAUUUCUCUGAGCAACUUUGAGCAUUAUCACCUCAGUUCAAAAACGCAGUAGCAGAGACCAGUCUGUCUGUGGAUUUAUAGCCGUCAUGCAUUAAAAAAGCAGUCACACAACUGAUGCUGCAGAGAUUAUUCAGAUUCCUAAAGGCAGUCUGUCAGCCUUUUGUAGCCACGAACAACUCUUGACCUCUGAGCAGAAGAAAAGACAGCACACACUCUUAAGAUCAAGCAUGCCCGCCAUAUGUAGGAUUAGUUUCUUCAGCAUGUGCCAAGGGAUUGCUUUGCUUUGACAGGGCUGGGAGGGGACAAGAGGUGGUGAUGAUUUUAUGUGGUGCCACUUAGACUAAAACUUUUGAACAGAUUUUUAAAAAAUUUUGUAACUUAAAAACAAGAUUAAAAAGAAGUUUCAUUUGUGCCAGGGUGAUGCUGAGUAACAUGCAUUAACCACUAUAGUUGAUUUCACUGACAGUCAACCACUUCUUAAAGGUCUCUCUGCAUAGCUGCGUCUGACUUUCAGGGGCCGAAAAACUACUUGUAAUAUAACGAUCAAGUUUCCAAACUGCUGAACAGUUAAAAAGGCUAGCUUUGUUAAUUUAAUGCAGGUCUUUGUACUGCACCGUUCCAGCUGCAAUUUUUUUUUAAUAUGUUAAAAUUUUAAGAUAAUGUGUCGAUUUCAAAAUGUUGUUUCUAAAAUAAAA